Messenger RNA from Neolamprologus brichardi, 987 nucleotides. RefSeq names its product coiled-coil domain-containing protein 195. NCBI's taxonomy places the organism in Eukaryota, Metazoa, Chordata, Actinopteri, Cichliformes, Cichlidae. The record is from RefSeq and is a predicted model, not a curated record.
CGCAAUGAUAAAGCCGCAGGAGCACGGUGAGCUUCUAUUGCGCGACUCCCUGCCGGUGUUUGGGAAGCCGUGGUACUGGCACCGCAGCAACAGCACCAUGGAGAGCACCCGCAGCCUGGCGCAGGUGAUCAUGGAGAUGCGGGACGAAAUCAAGAAGCUGGAAGCGGAGAACCGGGAGCUGCGGGGAGACUUUGGUCAGCGUUCACUUGCGGCCAUGCCAGGAGAAGCUAGUCCCGUGUCAUCAGCAGUUAAGAAGCAGGCUGACAAGGAUGAUAACCCUUAUGUGAACCUGAGGCGAAAUGCGUCUGCGCCGGUCCUGGAGGGACAAUACAAGGAAAACACUAUGAUGACUGUUCGGAGGUACUCUACAAGUUCCAACCUGUCUGGUGUGACUGUACGGGACGGAAGGAUUAACAGGGUCCGGCCAAGCAACUCUGGUUGGGAAAGACUGCAAGAAGAAAUCCAACAUGGGAAAGGUGUCUUUGGUAACUCAACGAAGGAAGACGUGGGAAAAAUUACCAACCGGCACUCCCUGCAGGAAUAUGUUCAUAAAAACAGGUCCAAGGUGAAAACUGUCACCUUCCUUCUACCUGUGGAUGACAUUUACACCAGUCGACCAGCUCUGACCAAACACCAGGAGGAUCCUAAACCGUCUGACCUGGAUUCCAUAACUGAGACGGAUUCUUGAGAAAACAACCAGACUUUAAAUGAGGCAAAAUUCAGACAUGAACUGAGCCUCUGUGGCCUGCGACAUGUGACAGGUUGGCCUCUUCAUCUAGGCCAACGUAUACUGGGCUCUUAGUGAGUGAGCCAGCAGACCGAUUUUUAUCACACCUGACCACACAAACAGAAGACUCUGGUUACAGGUGUUGUUUUCAUGUGACCAUGGUCAACAGUGAUGAAGCACAGAGCCCUCCGGAGCGAGGAUCAGAUAUCUGGUCUCUUCACCUGACCCGGGGUGUUGCUUGAGAGUGACACACACACCUA